Eimeria tenella is the source of this 1298-nucleotide messenger RNA. Its product is annotated as WD-40 repeat protein, putative. Gene Ontology annotation, cellular component: Prp19 complex; U2-type catalytic step 1 spliceosome; cytoplasm. Gene Ontology annotation, biological process: mRNA splicing, via spliceosome; DNA repair. NCBI's taxonomy places the organism in Eukaryota, Apicomplexa, Conoidasida, Eucoccidiorida, Eimeriidae. The record is from RefSeq and is a predicted model, not a curated record. The annotation marks the transcript as partial. Gene Ontology annotation, molecular function: ubiquitin protein ligase activity; protein binding. The transcript is spliced from 6 exons.
AUGCAGCAAGGCAGCAGCUGCAGCAGCAGCAGCAGCUCGUGCUGCAGCUGCAACGGUCCGCUGCUGCUGCAGCAGACGGCGCAGAAGCAGACCUCGGGAUUAGCGAGGAGCUUGUGGAGGCGAUGCAGUCGCUGGCGCGGCAGCUGUUGAACCAGCGGAAGAAGCGGAAGCCAGUGGGCUUCGUAACUCCUGCUGCUGCUGCUGCUGAGUUCCGCUGCACUUUGUCGCUGCCGCUGCACUCAGCAGCAGCAAGAGGAGUUUACCGGGUGACAGCAGACACAAAUGCUGCUCGCCACGCCGCAGUGUUCAGCAGCAGCGGGGAGGGAGGCGCAGCAGCAGCUGCUGCUGCGGGGGGCUCUCCCGCUGCUGCUGCUGCAGCAGCAGCGGGCGAAGGCGGCGCUGCAGCGGCGGGCGGCGUGGGCGGCGGCAGGGGAGAAGUCAUCAGCGUUUCCUCAGGAGCUGAUGGAGCUGUUGUCUUUUUUGAUUUAAAAAAUAAAAAACAAUUAGAAAAAGUCCAGGCCCACAGCAAAGCUUGUCGCUGCUUCCUGCUGCACCCGAAGGAGCCGCUGCUGGUCUCGGGCUCCGACGACAAGACCGUCAAGAUUUGGCGGGGGUCCUUGGACUUCAGGAGUUCCUACUCCUUGGGAGCGACUUUGCGCAAACAGCGCGGAGAAGUUUCAGCUCUUGCGCUGCACCCCCUGGGAGAUUAUUUUGCUGCUGUUGCUGCUGACAAGACUUGGGCCUUCAUUGGCUUCCAGGAGGGCCGCUACCUCGGGGUCUACAGGGACCUCCCUUGCCAGUACACGGCCGUGGGCUUCCACCCCGACGGCAUGAUCCUGGGGGCCGGAGGCAGCAACGGGAGUGUUUACAUUUGGGACUUGAAGGUGCAGGAGCAGCGCGCGGCGCUGCAGGGUCACUCCGACAAAAUAAGCCAACUGGCCUUUUCGGAAAACGGCUAUUACCUGGCCACGGCCAGCGCAGACGGCACCGUGCGUCUGUGGGACCUGCGGAAGUCCGCUGCGUUCCAGACGCUGCAGGUGGGCCCCGACAGCAGCAGCAAAGACCCCGUGACUGCAGCAGCAUUUGACAACUCGGGGCUUUUUGUUGCUGCAUGCACUUCUUCUGGGGCUGUCCACAUUUACAACUUCGAAAGCAGAGCGCAUGCAGCCCCAGUCGCCACUCUCCAGGGGCACACCGACGCCGUCAUGGACUGCGCAUUUGUAGAAGGCGAAAAAAUGAUCUUGACCGCCUCAAUGGACAAAACCGUCAAACUGUGGGAGCUGCCUGGUGACAACUAA